Messenger RNA from Dibothriocephalus latus, 435 nucleotides. NCBI's taxonomy places the organism in Eukaryota, Metazoa, Platyhelminthes, Cestoda, Diphyllobothriidea, Diphyllobothriidae. The record is from the annotation of a GenBank genome assembly.
AUGAUGGUCCCUCCUCCACCCUCUCCCCUCUUCCCCCGUCAUGAUCGACGAACUAACAUGGCGGUUUUGGUUUAUUUGAUUGCGCAUCCAGGUGAGCUGCGUAUCGGAAUAAUUUUAAGACUUGACGACGCAAAUUUUACGAGGGACAAUAUCCUUCGGGUGAAGGGUAAUGAAGCCGUCCCAAUGAUUGUCGUUGGUAACAAGAAGGAUCUGGAAGGCAAUCGUCAAGUGCCCACUGAGGAGGCCAAGCGGUGGACCGCCUCUCACGGUCUCCGCUACAUCGAGACCUCGGCUAAGACAAAUGAGAAUGUCGACGACGCAUUCCUUCAGCUGAGUUCCAUGGUUUUUAACCAGAAACGAGCGCAGAGGACCCAAAAGGCCAAUCCGCCCAAUGGAAAACCCCACCGGAAGAAGAUCCGUUGUGAUAUUCUGUAA